AGCCGGGGAUGGUUCUUCGUUUCUCUUUUCCCUUCCUCUCCUUCUUCUUCCUCUUGUGUAUGUGGAGGUGAUGAUGAACUGAAGCUGGUUUUUUUCUUCCUAUCAGUCCCAAAAUCAUCCUUCGUUUACAUCUCUUUCCCUUCUCGUUUAGAAGAGAGCUGCCAUGCAGGCCUUUGACAGCUAGGCUUCGCCAUAUGAACAAGCAGUGCUCAUGUUCAGGGCCUGGAUAACGUCGUGUGUCUCAUGCCUCUGGCCCCAGGCGGACCAAGAGAGCAAAGGAUCCCAGGCACGACAGCAUAUAGGAGUAGAGCGAGAAAUGGAAAUAUGCCAUAGUCAACCACACCUCGUUCCACCUAUGAAGCUGGUCUUCUACGGUGACUUACCAAGUCCAGGAGGUCACAAUCAAUCACGGUCAACUCCAUCGUUAUUGCCUCCAUGGGUACAAGAAACCAGGAACUUGGCUAGCAGGGCGUCGCAAAGUGCUAGUGUUCUCCUUACACGAAAGAAGACACAAUCCCGACCCAUCAUCGGUGCACCAACAGACUUUCGACGAGUCGAACCUCUCCCUCGUCGCCGAGCGUCUUUCCGACCUUUGGAACUUAGUAUCUAUUUACCUGGAAACAGACUGUCUGACCUUCCAGAAUUCGGUCGUUUCGAUCUCGAUACCCCCGGUCAGCCCUCCCCACCCGCAAAGGCGCUCAUGUCGCCAUUCGAUUCGUCGGGCCAUAUCCGAAGAGACUCUGGUCCAUUCCAGUUCUCUCGCAAGCCAGUUGGAUCUGCACCAUCUCGAAGAGGAUCUUUUGCAACUGUAGACUUGCAACUACAACAGGCAAAAACUCAGAUGCAAGCACGACAAAGCAUGGAUGGAAUCCUGGCAAGCCCACUGAUCCCUCAUUUCUCAAUGAUCAAUACCUUGGAUCGACAUCCUCUUAGCCUUCCUCCUCAAAUUAGUCAUUCUCACACCGACUGUGAUGUUAUCCUAACGGAUAGGCCAUUAUCGUCUAAAUCAGACGUGGCCCCUAUGACACGACGCUCUCUUGAUCACCGUCGAGCAAGCUCAUACAUAACCGGAAAAAGGCAACCAGGUCAAACACAACCCCUCCCCCCUCUUCCUCGUCCUUCUUCCCGCAACAACAACACCACCACUGCAAAUCACCACAGUGCAAAAUCCUCUUCAACCUUCCAAAGUCACAGCCGUAUGCGCACAACCAGCAAUUCAACUGCUUCCUCUCGCACUCCUUCAUUGUCGAGCGCCAUUACAGCUGCUACGACUAUCUACCCAUCUGAAAAGGAACUUGAGGCCCCAUUCACUACUGCUCUUCCCAUGAUUCCAGCCAGUGUAAAGAAUAGCGUUGUCGUGGAAGAGCCCCUCGUCCUCGAGGAUCAGGACAGUCUCUCACCAAGACGAGGUGGAUAUGAGUUUGAUCAAAGAUUUCCCUUGAGCCCAGUUGGAGUUGCAUUCUGAAAGGAUACCAUGUCCCCAAACACUUUCUUUUCAUUUUUUGUGAUACCCUUUGUUCCUUGCAUGGUUUGUUGGAAUACCAUCUGGUUUUUAUUGUAUCUAGUACUAGACUAUCGUAGUAAUACUAUUAAUCGAUUUAUUUGACAUUCGU
Molecule: messenger RNA, 1613 nt
Organism: Talaromyces stipitatus ATCC 10500
Lineage: Eukaryota; Fungi; Ascomycota; Eurotiomycetes; Eurotiales; Trichocomaceae
Exons: 2
Coding region: 212-1465 (417 amino acids)
Source: RefSeq, a predicted model, not a curated record